Ostreococcus lucimarinus CCE9901 is the source of this 4668-nucleotide messenger RNA. RefSeq lists its product with no specific name. Gene Ontology annotation, biological process: mismatch repair; mitotic recombination. Gene Ontology annotation, molecular function: mismatched DNA binding; ATP binding; ATP-dependent DNA damage sensor activity. Bases 1918 to 4668 code for a protein of 916 amino acids. The record is from RefSeq and is a predicted model, not a curated record. NCBI's taxonomy places the organism in Eukaryota, Viridiplantae, Chlorophyta, Mamiellophyceae, Mamiellales, Bathycoccaceae. Gene Ontology annotation, cellular component: nucleus. The transcript is spliced from 2 exons.
CGACGUGUUGACGACACUUCGACUAGAUCACAACGCCAUGGGCGAAGACGGCGGGCGGCACUUGAUGUCCAUGUUACUGGAAAACGAUUGUCUCACAGUGCUGACGUGCUCGGGAUCUUCUUUCGUGGACGUGCCGAAGAAGAAGAGGAAAUCCACCACGAAACACGGCGUCGCGGCGUUCAAUUCGCACAAUCCAGACGGCCGAUACACGCUAAAUCUCGACGACACGGGUGAGCGCGCCAUCGCAUCAAAGUUGUGGCACUUAGAAAGCGAGAAUCCUGGAAGCAUGACGAGCGCUAAAAAGGUUCCUUCGGGUGUGGAUGUGCUGGAUGAUUUCAAGCGCGAAGGCUUGAGCGGCGUCUCGCGCGGCGUGAUCGAGAUUCAAUUCGUCACGAGCGCAGCGCGUUUGGCGAGACGGCCUGUGGUCAUCGAAGACGAAGACUUUGAAAAUAUCUUGAGGCAACUUCGAAGCAAUCGGCUUUCAGACUUCGAGCGGCUCAGUCGACUCAUGCUGUUUUGCCGCAGCUACUACUUUGAAACCUCGCACGCCGCGAAACUUCUAGAUACCUUUAUUCUCGAAGGCACCGAUCGCUUACAAGCCGCCUCAGCUAUUUACGCGCGCUUACUUGAUGCUGAAAACGCUGAGAAGAUGUUCACAUCGAAGUUUGAGUUCGAAAAGCUUCGGAACAUACUUGGUUCUUACGCACAUUUUCGCGCGGCGAAUCCCACAGGGCGGUACGAUUUAAACUUAGCUGUCGACAUAGACAGAACGAUCGCUUCGACGAUGAUGGACAGCGCAACGUUCGAAGGGCGACGCCGAACGUGGCGAAACGUGCGAUUGAAUCGGACGCGAAUCACGGAUGUGAUGCCGUCAGGUGUUCCCGAGUCGCUCAUGCGAUGCAUGCCAAACGUCGGCACGCUCGAAUUCGAUUACACGAGCAACAUUCGCGCGUCAGAAAGCGCGAUGGCGGAAACCGAUGAGAAACUUCACACGUUUCUGCAUUCAGUCGCAGUCUUGACCAACUCAACGAGCGAAUGGGCGGCCGUGAGAUCAGUGAGGGCGCUUUACGCUCUUCGCGAGGCUUCGGUGCGCGUGCACGUGAACGCACGUCAAUACCAGAGAGUAUGCGACGCUUUUCCACCCGGUCCCGAUCGCGUAGAGGCGGCCGUGAUCUUAUUCAAUCGCGUGAUCGACCACGCCAACGUACCCGCCGUCGUCGGUCGGUAUUCAAGUUUCGAGCAAAGUAUUUUUGGCGCUCGCAUGGGAUGGAGAAACGUCCUCGGCGAUUCGCCGCAGGCGUUCACGAUGCACUACAGACUCGAUCUGAACUGCGACGAGCAAGCGAGCGUGGCGAAGCACUUAGUCAGCGCCGCGGUGCGUGAUUACAAAGACGUUCAAGUCAUACGUAACGUCACCAUCAACGGUCGAAGACUUCCUCGCGAUCCCGUCGAGGACGACACCCUUUGGAGCGUGCUCACCGCCGAAUCCUUCACCCCCGUGCUCGAAUUCGACUACUUCGGCGCCGACGUCUGGGACGUCGUCCGUCGAGAGUUAAACAUCACCGAAAUCCCCGACGAAAAGCCCGAGCGCGAGGCCGCGCUCAAGCGUCUCGCCUCCCGGCUCGCCUUCCUCCGAGCGUCCACCCUCCAGUGCGCCUGGAUCGAGCUCGCCGCCGCCGACGCCGCCCUCCCUCAUCCAACCGGCGACGCCUCGUGGCGCAAAUCCUGGCACGAAACCCUCCGAAUGAUUUGUCGCACCGAGCACUCCCACAGCUCUAAAUCUCCGCUCCGUCUCAUCUUCGACUUCCUCGACGCCGACGGUUCCGCCUCCCUCUCCAUCGACGAAUUCGUCGCCGGCGCCUCGAGCGCCCUCGGCCGUCCGAUCCCUCGCGCUUUGCUCGCGCCACGGGGACGAAGAUGACGCCGUUGGAACAGAGCGUGAAGACGUUCAAGGCGAAAUAUCCGGGGACGAUGCUGAUGAUCGAAGUCGGGUACAAGUAUCACUUUUACGGCGAUGACGCGCGGGAUGCGAGCAAGGUUUUGGGAAUAUUCGCGUAUCAGUCGAGGAACUAUCUCACGGCGAGCGUGCCCGUGGUGCGGUUGAACGUGUACGUGCGACGGUUGGUCAAGGCGGGGUAUCGAGUGGGGGUGGUGAAACAGACGGAGACGGCGGCGUUGAAGGCGAGCGGGGAGACGGGGAAUAAAUCGGGGCUGUUUGAACGGAAAUUGGUUGGAUUGUACACGAAAGCGACGUUAGACGCGGGAGCGGCGUUGUCGGACGCGGGCGACGACGGGGAAAAGUCGAGCAUGGCGUCGGGGGUGUUGUCGAAUCAUUUGUUGUGCGUCGCCGAGGAUCGCGUCGCGGGCGGGGCGUCGACGUCGGCGUCGACGCGCGUGGGAUUGGCGGCGAUUGAAACAAGCACCGGGGACGUACUGAGUGGAGAGUUCAUGGACACCAUGCAACGACCUGGGUUGGAGUCGCGGUUGUUGUGCAUUUCACCCGCGGAGAUCGUUCUCGUGGAACCAAUUAGCGAACCGACGGCGCGUUUAAUCAAGGCGAUGUACGGUUCAGGCGCGAACGCGGCGCGCGUGGAGCGCGUGACGCGAGACGAACUCACUGGCGUCACGCUUACCGGUACCAAGGCGGAGGAGGCGACACCCUUGGUGCACACCGCACUCUGCGCGGGCGCCAAGUAUCUGAGAGAAUUCGGACAAGCUGAUAUUCUUCAUCUCGACGCCGCGUUUCGCCCGCUCGAGGGCGCGGACGAAAUGAAACUCUCGCCGAAUGUUUUGCGUCAACUCGAGGUUUUGACGUCUUCCGCGGGAACGUACAAGGGAAGCUUACUUUGGUUGAUGAAUCACACCGUCACACCCAUGGGUGGUCGCUUGCUGCGUCACUGGGUGAGUCAUCCACUGCGUUCAAAGUCCGCCAUCGAAGGCCGACUGGACGCCGUCGACGCGCUGCGCGAGUUGACGUCGUUUGAGGAAGGAUCGAUGAUGGACCACGACAAAGUGAGUCACAACACGUUCAACGGAUUGAAGAUUCAACUAAAACAGCUCCCAGAUCUCGAACGAAGUCUCGCGCGCGUGUUUCACGGCACGGCAACGCCCGGUGAGUUCGUCGGGGCUUUGACGUCGCUCGCAAAAUUCAGCGAGUCGUGCGCAGCGAUGCGCGCGAGCGUCUCUGGGGAGAUCAAGUCGACGUUGCUGGAAGCGCAAAUCGAAGCCGUCACCGAUCCUCUUCUUCACGCGUUAGCAGACCAGUUUUUGAACGCGCUGAAUCUGGAGAUUGCGUGCGUGGACAAGCCUUCGAAGACGAAGAUUGGACUCUUCAAGGACGACGCGGAAAGCUUUCCGGAUUUGCACGCCGCCACUGCGGCGGUGGAGGAGGCGAAGCGCGCGAUGGACGAUUUACUCCCGGAACUGCGCCGUAAGCUCGGCAUGCCGCGUCUUGGUUACACCACCGUAGGCGGUGUUGGCGGCGGCGAGUGGCUCAUCGAAGUCCCCAUGGAUCGCUCGUGUCCGACGACGUGGAUCAAGGUGAGUUCGAACAAGAGCAAAAAGGUUGUACGCUACCACCCGCCGGAAGUCACGGAAGCGGCGGCGGCGUUAGAAUGCGCGAAUGAACGACACAUGUUUGCCGCCGAUGCGGCAUGGAAAGAAUUUCUGUCGUCGUUUCGAGACAACUACGCCGCUUUUCGAUCGGCGACGUCGGCUGUGGCGACGUUGGACGCGUUGCACGCGUUGGCGAUUCUGUCAAGAAACGAAGGAUACGUCCGACCAGAAUUGCUCGACGAUUCCGCGCCACCAUCUCUGCACGUUGUCGAUGGUAGGCAUCCAGUGCUCGACGCGCACCUUUUGGAUGACUUUGUGCCAAACAGUAUCGACCUCCACGGCGACCGUACGCGCGCUCUCGUGAUCACCGGACCAAACAUGGGUGGGAAGAGUUGCUACAUUCGUCAAGUGGCGUUGUUGAGCGUGAUGGCGCAGGUCGGGAGUUUUGUUCCAGCAAAACAGGCCCGCCUCACAGUGCUCGAUGCAAUCUACACGCGCAUGGGAGCGAGCGACAAUCUCGCCAUGGGUUCAUCGACUUUCCUCGAGGAAAUGUCCGAGGCGUCAAACAUUUUAGAAAUGUGCACGCCGAGAUCGCUCGUCAUCAUGGACGAACUCGGUCGAGGGACGUCGACGCACGACGGCGUCGCCAUCGCGGCCGCCACGCUCGAACACCUCGUUCGAGAUGCAAAGUGUUUCACGCUAUUCGUGACGCACUACCCAUCGGUCGCGCGCGACGUGCAAGCCAAGUACCCGACGCACUGCGCGUCGUGCUUCACGUCGUACGUCGAACUUGAAGGUUCGUCGGAGGAAAUGCCGCGAAUUCAAUUCCUGUACAAGCUCACCCCGGGCGUCGCCCAUCGCUCGUUCGGUUUAAACGUGGCUCGCAUGGCGUGCUUACCGCCCGCGGUGAUUCAAUCCGCCGGCGUCAAGGCUUCCGAAUUAGAAAUCACCACCGCUCGUCGAGCGCUCGCUCGUCGAGCGUUCAACCGCGAAACCGCCGACGCGUGCGCCUCGGCGACGUCCUCCGUCCUCGCCGCCAUCGCCUCGGGCGAUCACGCCACCAUGAUCGCCGCGCGUGCGGCCGCCACCGCCGUCCCCGACGCUCGCGUCUGA